AGAAAUAUUUACAAAUGGGCUGUUCAUUUCCAUUUUGGGUACAUAAGGAAACAAAAGCAAUGUACAUGAUUGGACCAUAUUAAAAGUGUCAAUCAAACAUAAAAAACAUUUUCAGAGAAAAAAUAAAUUGUUGUACAUACACUAAAUAUGAUCUAGUCUACCCAAAAUUUAAACUGUCUGUUUAAUAAAAUUGUUUUGAAAACAAAAAUAAUAUAAAAAUAAAUAAUUAUAACUGCUAGUUGUUGUGAUUAAUCAACUGUUGUACUUGGGAAGUUAUUUUUCUUGUCGAACAUUGUGGAGCCAUUGCUUGCAAAGAGUUGGAUAUUUUUUUAUUGGAUGUGUUUUAGUAACCAAUAGCUCGACGACUAACUAUGUCGAAGUUAUUUAGAAGAAAGACAAGAAAGACAACAAGAAAGUUAAACAUUUUGAAUGCUAUGAUGGAACUACGAUAAGAAAUGUUUUGCCCGCUAGUGACAUAAUAUCUUCCUGGGUUUCAUUUUUUUAUUUUUAAAGAGAUCCGUCUAACGACUGAAAAAACAGUACUUUAAUGGCUAAAAAAGACUUAUUAGAAAAAGAUUUGAGUUGUAUGAUUUAUUUAUUUUAAUCGGUGGGUAAAUAACUGUUGUUUAAGAGGUUUUUAUUUUUUUGCGUUGUUUCCCUUUAAGAUAUUUGCAAAAUUUAUUUGUAAUAUUGUGUAAGAAAUCAUAAGCUUCAAAGUAACAGAUUAUACAUCUUUCGAAAAAUAUUUAAAAUGUUGAAGGUAAAAAAACAUUUGUGAAUAUAUGUUAGAACGUCUUCUCUUUGCUUAUUUAUUAUGAGUGAUAGGUGCUGGUUCUUUUGUUACACCUUGCGUCUCUGUGUAAAUUAUCUCAAACACUUUUUUAAUAAAAAAGUACUUUUGCCUGAGCCUCAAUUUUUGUAAAUUAACUCACAAAUGAGACUAAGAUUAUCUUGGUAUUUUCUUAGCUUCUGUUUGAAUAUACUGGCUAAAACAUGCAUAGAGGAGUGUUCUUUUUUUAAUGUGAUUUUCAGUUGUGGCUGCAUGUAGCAAAAUUCAAGAGAGUUAAAAACAUUCCUAUUCAAGAAAAAAUCAAGGAAAAUUCACUCAUAUUCAAGAAAAAAUCGUAUAUUCAAGGAAAAAUCACUCAUAUUCAAGGAAAAUUGUAGACAUAGAACCUUUACGUAUAAUUUCAAGGUUACGAAAAUCAUUCAAGGUUGUGGAAGUCAUUUAAGGUUGCAAAAAUUAUUCUAGCGUGCGUAAAUCAUCCUUAAAGGUUGCAAAAAUCAUUAAGGCUGCGAAAAUCAUUCAAGGUUACAAGAAUUAUUUAAGGGUGCGUAAAUCAUUCAUGGGAUCGAAAGUUCACUCAAGGUGAUCUAUGGGCUAUACAGGCUUUAUGUCUUCAGCUAAUUGUCUAGAAAUUAGUCUGGGCUGUGUUUUUAUGCACGUAAAGCACACUGCAAUCAACAUGGUGGAAAAUCAAAACAUGACUAAUGGAAAACCUGACUUAGGUCUUAAUUCAUCACAUUUAUGAUUAUGACGUGACUUUCAUCGCAAUAAAUUAUUUCUGCCUUACUUUUUGCAUUAAUUACUUAGGAUCCAGACUCAUUAAACGAUAGGGUCAGCAAAUUUAAAUUUUCUAUCGCGAGAUAUAUUCUAUCCUGGAUAAGUUCAAUCUCUUCACUAUGAACAGACUGGCUUUGUAUAUCAUUUGUAAUCAAAUUAUUGGAACAGGAAGAGCUUGGGGUCAUUUCUACCACAAAGAAUAAAAUUAUAAAUUACAUGCCUAUGGAGCAAAGACGUUCUGCACGUUCUGCAUCGAACAGACCUGAAAGCCUGUUAAAAGAUGCUUGUUAUUGGAGUAACCUAAACAAGGACAAACCAUCCUUAUUAAAGUUGUAUAUGUCAGAUAUUAUUGGAUAUGGUGUGUUCACCAAGGAAGACAUUUGUAAAGGUGAUUUUGUAGUGGAAUACAAAGGUGAGUUGAUUACAGAAGUGGAAGGCUACAAAAGGGAAAAAGAAUACGACAUUCAGAACAGUGGGAGUUACCUUUACUUUUUCAAAAAUGGAAGUAAAGCUUUAUGCAUUGAUGCUACACACAGCAGUUUUCUUGGAAAGUUUGUAAAUGAUUCAUCAGUAGCUGCAAACUGUGCAAUGAAAGUUGUAGAAAUAGAUGGAACGCCUCACCUUUGUUUACAUGCUAAAAGAAAUAUUUCAAAAGGGACAGAAAUUCGUUAUAACUAUGGAGUUUCAAAAUUAUGGUGGAGAGGAAAGAAAGAAUUAAAAACUCCUUGGAACAUGAGCAUGCUGUCCCAAAAACAGGUAUGUAAAAUAGAAAAUCAAGUUGAAGAGGUGUUGCAGAAUCUCGUGAAUGUCGUGGUUGAGCAAGACAAUUUUGACAAGAUAUGUGAAAUAGAAAAUCAAGUUUUGGAGGUUGUGCAGAAUCUCGUGAAUGUCGUGGUUGAGCAAAACAAUAAUGACAAAAUGAAUAUCUUGGGAAUGGUGAAACACUUUGGGGAAGAUAAUGAAAUCAAUUUCGAAAUUGAGGCUAGUGAUAAUCAAAUAUCUGUAAGGGAUUUGAACUUUUCAGACAGUGAUAUUGAAUCAAUUCACGAGAAAUCAAUUACGGAUGAUUCGGGUUUACUGCUGGAGAGUGACCAGAGCGUUUACAAUUCAGAUAUCUCUGAGGUGUUUGAAGCCAUUGCAUUACCGGAUAGCAUACCAAAUCAAAGCACGCCACGCAAUGAUAGAUCAAAACAAAAAUCCAUAAAAAAUCAGAAAAAGAAAGCCAAUCAUCAUCCCAAUAGAACCUGUUUUAUUUGUGGCAAAGUGUUUAGCCGGCUUACGAGGCAUAUCACGAAAUCUCAUAAAGAUGAUGAUGUUGUCAAGAAUGCUUUGCUAAUGCCGAAAAAAGAAAAGGUUAAAUGUUUUCGUAACUUUAAGAAGAUGGGUAUCCAUCAGGAAAAUAUGAAAGAGAUAAACGCUAGGUCUCCAAAGUUUCAAAGGGAGAAAAAAGUACGAAAAUGUAAGGAUCUUGUUAUGUGUUCCCUCUGCAACGGUUUCUAUGCUAAAUCUUUCAUAACAAGACAUAUGAAAGACUGUGGUAACGAUUCUUGUUCCUCCAAAGUUGGUGUUCCAUUGCCUUUACUUGGACAGGAAUUUGAAAAAUUAAAAGCACAAUUCAAAGAAGAUAUCCUGAGUCGUAUGAGAAACGAUCCAAUCGGGAUAACAGCUAAAUCCGAUGAAAUCAUUUUAAUGAUUGGGUCAAGAUUAUAUGAAAAAGUUAAAAGGCGACAAGACAAAAAGCAUGAAAUUCAGAAUACGGUCCGAACUGAUAUGCGACGGUUGUCUCAUCUGUACACGCAUUUCCAAUCAAAAAAUGUAAAUGCUUUUCAUGGCAAUGCAUCAGAUAUGUUCAUCAGAACAAAUUUCGAUGCGUUAAAAGACGCAAUAGAGCUGUACACGGAUUCUAAUGCUGAACAGCAAAAGGCAGGAUUGAAAGCGGCGUUGUACUAUCUUAUAUCUGGUAGUGCUAAGAAAUGUGUGGGACACUUCUUAGCACAGGAUAAAGAUGACGUUGCCAAACAGUUUUCUGAUUUCUUGGUUUUGCUUGCUUUGCGGAAAGAUGAAGUUUUUGCAGACGCGACGUACGACUUGAAUCUUCGGCGUAAUGUAAAAAGCAAAAAACCAGCACAACUCCCAAUCGAACAAGACAUAAAGAUCAUCAGAGAGCAUAUUGUCAGCACGGUUAAGCGGUUUGAAGAGGAUCCCUUUAUAAUCUGGGAUAGCCACACAUUUAUAAAACUUCGAGAUUGUACUUGCACGCGACUCACGUUAUUUAACGGGAGACGUGGAGGUGAACCUGCCCGUCUUUUAUUGCGUGAAUGGCAAGAAGCAGAGGAGGGGACGUGGCUUGAUAGGCAAAGAUUUGAUGUCGUUGAUAAUGAUGGAGAUUUAAAAAUAACCUAUCAAACUGGCAAGGGAGUGAAUCAUCUUGUGCCAGUGCUCAUCCCAAAGGACAUUUUCUUCGCCAUGAGAACGCUAGCUGACAAAGAGAUUAGACGAAAUGUUGGUAUUUCUGAAACCAAUCCUUACUUAUUUCCAAGUACCCAAAAUUCGGAAAGACACUUUUCAGGUUGGCACAGCCUUACAAACGUUUGCGAAUAUCUCCCUAUCAAAGACAAAUCGAGAAUAACAGGUACAACUAAUAGGCAUAGACUCAGCACUCUCAUGGCCGCUAUCGAUUUGACAGAUGCAGAAAGGGAAUUAGUGUAUAAACAUUUUGGACAUAGUCGUGAUAUGAACGAAAACGUAUACCAAGCACCCGCUGCACAUCAACAGUUAAGUUCAACGGGGAAGCAUUUACUAAAUAUUGACACAGGGUCCCUUGAUGUUAGAGAGAAAACAAAAGAUAAAAAGACGGAUCUACCAGUUGCCAGUUUGUCGGUUACGGAAAAGGCAGCAAUGGUCCACUCAGGACCUACAAUUGUCAGCAUGAAUAUCCCUCGCCUACGUAGAGGAAGAAAAGCACAAAGUUGUGAGAGUCGAUCUGGAAGUGAAGUAGCUAAAGAUGUCAUCUUCACAGAUAAUUCCAAGAACGUCAAAAUAACCUCAUCCGUUGAAACGACGGUUACUGAUGGUAAUUAUGCACACAAAAAUGACAAUGAAUCGUGUAAAGGUACCGCCGCUAUUCCAGGGCGAGGCAAUACUAAAUUCAGACUACGUAAGAGGAAAAAAAAACAAAGUUAUGCGGGUCUUUGUGACUAUUCGAGCGGAGAAGAUGUGAUGAAAGGUACUUCCAAAAACAUCAAACUAACGGCCUACUAUACAAACGAUGAGAGUUCUUCAGAUGAGAGUUCUUCAGGUGGAUGUGAUGACGAAUCAUGCGGAAAUGCGGAGAUUUCAGGUAAAAAAUACCAUCAAUGGACAAAUGAAGAUAUAAAAUUUCUUCUGGAUGAAAUGGGGACUUACAUUCGAGAUAAGAACAAAGGAUGGCCCUCUGCCUCUGAUAUGAAAGCAACCGCGACAAGGUUGGGGAUUUCCGUUUACACCUUGAGGACGAAAAUCAACAAUGAAAGAGUCAAGUUGGAUCGCGAGGUUAAAAAAAGGAUGAAGGAUAUGAAGAUGUCCUCUUUCAAAACAAGGCAUUCCCCGCGAAAGAAGGCGAUAUAAAAUCGACAGUUGAUUUUCUUAGGCAACGUUUACAUGAAACCGUGGUGAGAAAAAAAUACCCUGGCUUGUGGUUGCUUAUUCGAAUUUUUAACCAAUACGCAUGCGUAGUGUUAUUCCAAUUUUUCUUACUACGGUUGAGCAUGCAAACAGACACUAAUUCCACCUUGAUCUAGAAUUUCGUACGUGUCUCAUGUAAACGCCGCCUUAUGUUUGGACAAUUUCUGGUGUCUUAUUGACUGAUUACAUUUUUCGUUUUGUAAUGUUUAAGUACAUUUUUUGUUGGAUACCAACACGGUAUAUUUUUCGCUCUUUAUAAAUUCGUCUUAUAAAUAGUGCACAAGGAACGAAAGUAUGACAGAUAUAUUUUGUAUUGUGCAAAUUGAAGAAUAUAAUUUUCUUCACAAAGGUA
Hydractinia symbiolongicarpus is the source of this 5579-nucleotide messenger RNA. RefSeq lists its product as uncharacterized. The coding region runs from base 1781 to 5170 and encodes 1129 amino acids. The transcript has 19 exons. The record is from RefSeq and is a predicted model, not a curated record. NCBI's taxonomy places the organism in Eukaryota, Metazoa, Cnidaria, Hydrozoa, Anthoathecata, Hydractiniidae. Gene Ontology annotation, molecular function: protein binding.